AUGUCAGAAGUUAGACAAGUGGUGGGUUGUGUUGGUUGUCAUGCUGGGAGAUCUUUAAAAGUUGCAUGUAUAUUUUUUGAAAGGAUUGAGACUCUCACUCUGUGUACAUGCACGUCUCCAGCCCUGCAGCUGCUUCAGCGGGGUUUGUUUCCUUGUGCUCCACUUUUACCCUCUCUUGCGGUUGACCUGAAUAUGCUUGAGUUUGUCAAUGGCCUUUUUGUCAAUGCUGCACCAAAUACGACAGCUUGGUGUGAGACCUUGGAGUCAUUUCUUGGUAAUAGGAGGUACAAGCUAUCUACUCGAAAUAGCUUGCACCGGUGCUUUGGGGCUGCUAUGCAGUGGUAUGCUACACUGAUUGAUAAGAAAAACCACCAGUUGGCCAACUACUUGGAUCAAUUUAGGCUGCCAGCCACUCAUUGUUCAGGUAUGAUGAUGCUUUUUCUUUUUGGGGGGGGGGAUUUGUUCACCUUAAAUCUAUUUGUAUAG
Molecule: messenger RNA, 486 nt
Organism: Laccaria bicolor S238N-H82
Lineage: Eukaryota; Fungi; Basidiomycota; Agaricomycetes; Agaricales; Hydnangiaceae
Exons: 3
Coding region: 1-486 (161 amino acids)
Source: RefSeq, a predicted model, not a curated record